AUGGUACUUGACUUGCCCAAUGUUACAACGAUUCCCUUGCUGAACGUUCCCAAUGCUAUUCAAAUUGGCUAUGAUUUGAUGGAUCACAUUGCAACCGACUUGACCAGAAACAUCAAUAACGUAUCUAAUUAUGUGAUUAUCACCGACACUCAACUCGCUCCGCUUUAUCUUGACACCUUGUGUCAAUCCAUUCAAUCCCAUCUUAAGUCAAGUCAACGGCUUUUAACUCGCAUCUUGCCUUGUGGCGAGGAAUCGAAAUCGCGCACAGUCAAGGCAUCCAUUGAGGACUUUUUGCUGGAUGAAAAGUGCACUCGCGACACAUGUCUGAUUGCCUUGGGUGGUGGGGUCAUGGGCGAUCUUGUUGGAUUUGUGGCAUCGACAUUCAUGCGCGGGGUACCGUUUGUUCAGAUACCCACUACCUUGCUCGCGAUGGUGGAUUCCAGCAUUGGCGGUAAAACUGCAAUCGACACACCGCAUGGUAAAAACUUGAUUGGUACCUUUUGGCAACCCAAGCGUAUCUAUAUGAAUUUGUCUGUCCUGGAAACGCUUCCAAAACGAGAAAUAGCGAAUGGCAUGGCUGAAGUGAUCAAGACAUUUGCUAUAUCAAAUGAAGCCGAGUUUGCACAGCUUGAAGUUGGAAAAUCUCAAAUUGAAUCAGCUAUAAUAGGUUUUAGUGACAUUGGAACUAAUUUAGAUGCCGAUAAAGCAUUUUUGUUGAAUGUCAUCAGUUCGUGUGCUGCCUUCAAAGCCAAUGUUGUCACUCAAGACGAAAAGGAAAAUGGAUUGCGUGGUUUAUUGAAUUUUGGUCAUACUCUGGGACAUGCUUAUGAGGCUCACUUGUCUCCUGAAUGGCUCCAUGGAGAGUGUGUUUCGCUUGGUUUAAUACACGAAGCAGAGUUGUCAUCUUAUCUGGGCUACUGUUCUCUCGGCGCUAUUGAGAGGCUAAAGAAGUGCUUGCAAUUGUAUGAUCUACCUAUUCAAUUCGAUGAGUACUCAAAGAAAGUACUGGAACUAUCGCGCGUCAUGGACACAAUGAAGGUAGACAAGAAGAACAAAGGCGUUCAAAAGAGGGUUGUGCUACUCAAAGACAUUGGAUCAACUCUGGAGAGCAAGCCUACCAAUGUGGAUGAUGUUGCUAUUGAGCAAGUCCUGGCCAAGUACAUCUCUUCCUCAUCCAGUGAUGGCAGCUCAUCCAAGAUGCUCCUUCAAGAACAUCCUUUCAUGAAUACGUUUCCCCUGAAAAUCGCAAUUGAUUCAGUCGAUCUAUCACCGUAUUUCAGUACCCUCUGUACGGCAUUCAAAAAAAUGGGCCUUGAUAUGGCUUCUCAAGAUGACCAACAUGUAAGGCUUGCCGGCAGCAAUGCAAGAAAGGAGAUCAAGAUUUGCAUGACCAAGAAGGCAGGUUCUACCAAACCCUUAAACAGCGGUGAUGUCUGGUAUGAGUACGUUAUCCUGCCCUCGCAAAAGGCCGAUGCUCAGUUUGUCUUUCAGCUGCUUCACUUUAUCAAUAUCAGCAUGCUGUCUCAACCUCGCCAUAUCGACCCUAUGCAAAGCAAGCAGACAACAUUUGUAACACCAACGAUAUCAUCCUAUGCAACCGUUUUGCCUUGUCUCAUGAAACAAUGGCUUGAAGGUACAGAUGCUAUUGAAUUCAGAGUGGAUCAUCUACCUGUCCAAGAGACCUUGCAUGAUUGGGUUGCCAAUGUAGGCCAUCAACUUGCUCAUCUUCGUCAACUGACGCGUCUGCCCAUCAUCUACACGGUCCGUACACAACCUCAAGCUGGCAAAUUUGACCCUACCCAAGUCGAUCUCUACGAAACAUUGCUACAAUGGGGCCAUCGAUGGGGAUGCGACUAUGUUGACAUGGAGUCCAGCACACUUCCAGAAGAACGACAGAGAGUCAUGAUGGAAAUGAAUCAACACUAUGAAAAUACCAAGAUCAUCUCCUCCUUCCAUGAUCCAAACCACACUUUGUCCUGGUCUGACGCUGCGAUGAAAAAGGUCUAUCAGCAAGCAGUGUCUCUGUUUGAUACAUACAACCACCAAGGAGUCAUCAAAUUGGUUGGUUUUGCAGACACCUUUUAUGAUAACAUUGAACUGGAGCAGUUCAGACGUCAAGUGGAUGCCAACAAGAACAAGGAAAUCAUUCUGAUCAAUAUGGGCAUUCAUGGUCGAUUCUCUAGAAUCUCUAACCAGUUCCUAAGCCCUGCAACUCAUCCUACCAUGUCGAUUGCAGCAGCUCCUGGACAACUAGCCGUGAAUGAAUUGUCUCGUUUACGUAAAGAAUUGCAUUUUAAUUGA
Molecule: messenger RNA, 2301 nt
Organism: Mucor velutinosus
Lineage: Eukaryota; Fungi; Mucoromycota; Mucoromycetes; Mucorales; Mucoraceae
Exons: 3
Coding region: 1-2301 (766 amino acids)
Biological process (GO): aromatic amino acid biosynthetic process
Cellular component (GO): cytoplasm
Molecular function (GO): 3-dehydroquinate dehydratase activity; 3-dehydroquinate synthase activity
Source: RefSeq, a predicted model, not a curated record